Molecule: messenger RNA, 1553 nt
Organism: Cynocephalus volans (Philippine flying lemur)
Lineage: Eukaryota; Metazoa; Chordata; Mammalia; Dermoptera; Cynocephalidae
Gene: BSG
Product: basigin (Ok blood group)
Exons: 7
Coding region: 60-872 (270 amino acids)
Biological process (GO): axon guidance; homophilic cell-cell adhesion; dendrite self-avoidance
Cellular component (GO): axon; plasma membrane
Molecular function (GO): cell-cell adhesion mediator activity
Source: RefSeq, a predicted model, not a curated record
GUUCUUAUAUCGGUGGCGGCGGCGACGGCCGUGGUUGGUGGUGGCGUGGGGACGGCGACAUGGUGGCCGCGCUGCUCGUGCUGCUGGCGCUUGCGCUGCCCGGCGUGUGCGGAGACUCCGCGGCCGGGGGCGUGGUCUUGACGUCUAUUGCUGACCUGGACUCCAAGAUUAUCCUCACCUGCACCUUGAACAGCAGCACCACUGACGUCACUGGCCACCGCUGGAUGAAAUGGGGCAAGAUGCUGAAGGAGGACGCGCUGCCUGACCUGAACACCAAGUACGAGGUGGAUGUGGACGAGCGCUCGGGCGAGUACGCGUGCAUCUUCCUCCCCCAUCUGGAACUCAGGGCUGACUUGUUCGUGAACGGGCCCCCCAUAAUCAAGGCUGUGAAGAAGUCGGAGAACGUCAACGAGCAGGAGUCGGUCAUUCUGGUCUGCAAGUCAGAGUCAGUCCCCCCGGUCACCAACUGGGUCUGGUACAAGAUGACUGACUCUGGGGGCCAGGUCAUCGCAAAUGGCACCCACAACAAGUUCCUUGUGAGGUCCUCGGAGGCGAAGUCGGAGCUGCAUAUCAGUGACCUGGACAUGCUCUCCGACCCUGGCACAUAUGCGUGCAACGGCACCAGCACCGAGGGCACCGGCCAUGCUGAGAUACUGCUGCGCGUGCGCAGCCGCCUGGCCGCCCUCUGGCCCUUCCUGGGCAUCGUGGCCGAGGUGCUGGUGCUGGUCACCAUCAUCUUCAUCUACGAGAAGCGCCGGAAGCCCGACGACGAGGUCCUCGACGACGAGGACACAGGCUCUGCUCCACUGAAGAGCAGCGGGCACCACGAGAAUGACAAAGGCAAGAAUGUGCGCCAGAGGAACUCCACCUGAGGACCCUUCCCCCCGUGUCUGCAGACUCCACAUCCCCCGUCUCCUGCAGAGAGCCCCUCAUGAAAGCUCGCCAGCUAUAGAACCAGCCACGUACCUUUUUUUGACUAAACUAGGGUUUCCUACAUAUAGAGUACCGUUCCUUAGGUUUUUACUUUUUCCUUUGUGUUUCUCGAGAACCGAGGGAGUCCUGCUGUCCUGAGAAGGCUGGGGCUCUGGGUCACCUAGGGGUGGAGGCAGAGCAUACAAGUCCCUGCCUGUGCGGGGGUCGUGGAUCCUGCGAGGUGGCCAGCGUCCUGCCUGUCUGAAGCCAGUGCUGUCCUGUUGUGCGCUGCACUUUUGUGUUGUUUUCUGAAGUCCACUGGUCUCUGACCUGGGAGAGACUUGAGGUUGGCUCUGACCUCUUGGCCUCUCAUGUCCUACCUGCCACCCUCAGGGUGACCCAUUCAGGGCUCCCAAGUGACCCCUCAACCCUCCUUCCAAUGUCUGCCAUGGGCUGGGCUGUCUGGACAACCAUCCAGGGGGUUCUGCUAGGGAACCUCCCCUGCAGCCGAAGCUCCAAAACUGCAGAAACCCCCUCCCCAGCUCGGUCCUUGGAUGGCAGCCCCCUCUUAACAGCAUCAGGGCUCACGUGGGACCCCCCUCCUCGCCCGCCCCUCAUGAAUAAACACUGGCCCCACCUCA